Vespa velutina is the source of this 623-nucleotide messenger RNA. RefSeq lists its product as uncharacterized. The record is from RefSeq and is a predicted model, not a curated record. The transcript is spliced from 3 exons. Lineage: Eukaryota; Metazoa; Arthropoda; Insecta; Hymenoptera; Vespidae. Bases 4 to 615 code for a protein of 203 amino acids.
GUGAUGACCGUUGACACAGGAAUCAUAGACAAUUUAUCUAUAAUUUUAUCUAAACACAAUCCAUUUACCGGAGUCAUAAAUUUUCAAAAUGGAAGUUGCAAAUACAAUAUUCAAAUGGAAGCGUGCACUUUUUCGCAAAGAUUUCAUGACUUCGACCAUGUAGAACAAUUUUCAGAAUUGCAUAAAUUAUCGUACUAUCUUAAACGAAUUGGACUACCGCAUUACGUCGCAGUUAUAACUAAUUGCAAUCUGAUUAAUCAGUUCUCCCUAGCAACCAGAAACUUCAACAUGCCUUACGCUGCGUGGCUUUUGUUAUUCAUUUGCAAGGAAUGUAUUACCGAUUAUUGUCACAGUCCACUACUUAACAUAUUAUAUUUAAAAUUCUACACAGAAAUGCUAGUCCAUUGUAGUGACGAAAAUAUUUUACGAGAGUUAUAUUCGAUCUAUAAGAAUCGAAUAGAGAUCAAUGAUUUUGCAACUUGGAGCCUGAAGAAAGGAAUUAUUAAUAUUGCACCAGGUUUUCUUUACGAUAGAAGAUACAAUUUACGGGGUUUAAUUAUGAGAGAUGAUAUAAUUAAGGAUUCAUCAUUCAUAAACUCAAACGAGAAUGAUUAAUUGAACGG